This is a messenger RNA of Rhodotorula graminis WP1, 2379 nucleotides long. RefSeq lists its product as uncharacterized. Gene Ontology annotation, biological process: peptidyl-threonine phosphorylation; peptidyl-serine phosphorylation. The record is from RefSeq and is a predicted model, not a curated record. The transcript has 7 exons. The annotation marks the transcript as partial. Gene Ontology annotation, cellular component: nucleus; cytoplasm. Lineage: Eukaryota; Fungi; Basidiomycota; Microbotryomycetes; Sporidiobolales; Sporidiobolaceae. Gene Ontology annotation, molecular function: protein tyrosine kinase activity; ATP binding; protein serine/threonine kinase activity.
AUGCCCCGGCCUCUGUCGUCCUACUUUACGUCGUCCCCGUCGUCCUCGGCCGCCCACUCGCGCACCCGCUCUCACAGCAACGUCGACGGCCUGCUCCCCUCGCACGCCCCGCCGCCCGACUCGAGCGUGCACCAGGUCCAAGACUCGUGGGUCGUGCCCGUGUCCAGCCGCGCACCGAGCUGGGACCUCGAGCGCAACUCGUGGUCGCCCGUCUCGUCAUCGUCCCACACCCUGCUCCACCUCGGACCCACCCCUUCGAGGUCCCUCUCACUCGGACGUGCUCCAGGCCUGUCGCCCGCAACCGCAGCCGCGUCGCGCAGCUACCGCCAAGCCGGCCUCAUCGAGCAAGGCCUCCCCGCCGCCGCCGCUCCUCCUCCUCCUCCUCCUCUCUCGUCCUCGUCCUCGUCCACCUCGCCCCCGACAAAGCCCCAGUGGCCUCCCCAGCAACCCCUCACCCCGACCUCGCACCACCUCCCGUCCCACCGCCAGACUCGCUCGGUCGGUCGCGCGGCCCCGCCCCCACCGCCUCCCCCUCCCCUCGCCUCGUCGUCCCACGUUCGCGUCCCUUCCACCUCGCGCCACUCCCACACCACCAUGCUCGGCCACCACGACCCUCACCAGCACGCCCGGCCUCGCGCCAACAGCAACUCGCGCCCGCCCAUGGCCUACUCGCCCUUGGCCGGCGGCUCGAGCGCGCCCGCCGCCGCGACCGCGAGCCCGGGCGGGCAGCCGAGGGGGAGGAGGGCCGAUCCGGCGGGAGGGUUCGUCAGCCCGCUCAAGGCGCUCACGACGGCGCUCCCGCAGACGUACCACCUCGUCAACCCGGCGUUCGUGUACGAGACGUCGCGCAACCCGAGGCGCGUCCUCACCAAGCCGAGCAAGCCCGCCGGCAACGAGGGCUUCGACAACGAGGACUCGGACUACAUCCUCUACGUCAACGACGUGCUCGGGCCCGAGGACAAGGACCGGUACCUCAUCCUCGACGUACUCGGGCAGGGCACGUUUGGCCAGGUCGUCAAGUGCCAGAACAUGAAGACGCACGAGAUUGUCGCCGUCAAGGUCGUCAAGAACAAGCCGGCCUACUUCCAGCAGAGCAUGAUGGAGGUCACGAUCCUCGAGCUCGUCAACAACCAGUGGGACAAGGACGACGAGCACCACAUGCUGCGGCUCAAGGACACGUUCAUCCACCACUCGCACCUGUGCCUCGUGUUCGAGCUCUUGAGCAACAACCUGUACGAGCUCAUCAAACAGAACUCGUUCCGGGGCCUGUCGACCUCGCUCGUGCGCGUCUUUACGGCCCAGCUCCUCGACGCCCUGUCGGUCCUCAACGAGGCCAAGAUCAUCCACUGCGACCUCAAGCCCGAGAACAUCCUCCUCAAGUCGCUCCAGUCGCCGACGAUCAAGGUCAUCGACUUUGGCUCGGCGUGCCACGAAAAGCAGACCGUGUACACCUACAUCCAGUCGCGCUUCUACCGCUCGCCCGAGGUCAUCCUGUCGCUCCCGUACUCGAGCAUGAUCGACAUGUGGUCCCUCGGGUGCAUCUGCGUCGAGCUGUUCCUCGGCCUGCCCUUGUUCCCGGGUACGAGCGAGUUCAACCAGAUCACGCGCAUCGUCGAGAUGCUCGGCAUGCCGCCCGACCACAUGCUCGACAAGGGCAAGCAGACGUCGCACUUCUUCGAGACCGUGUCGGACGAGUACGGCCGCCGGCGGUACCGCCUCAAGUCGCUCGAGCGCUACGCGAGCGAGUACAAGGCCAACGAGCAGCCGAGCAAGAAGUACUUCUCGGCGAGCACCCUGCCCGAGAUCGUCAAGCAGUACCCGAUCGUGCGCAAGGGCCUCAAGGAGGCCGAGGUCGACAAGGAGAUGAUCAACCGCCUCGCCUUCAUCGACUUUGUCCAGGGCCUUCUCAACCUCGACCCCGAGCAGCGGUGGUCGCCUCAGCAGGCUCGCCUGCACCCGUUCGUCCUCGGCGAGCCGCUCCUCGCGCCAUUCGUCCCGCCGCCUCGGCACCUCGUCACCAAGGGCGGCGCGCCCUCGCCGACCGAUGUCGCGCAGGCCAAGCAGCAGCAGCAGCAGGCGGCCAUGAUGCGCGCUCAGCAGCAGCAGCAGCAGCAGCAGGCGUACGGCGCACCGAUGCAGCAGCCGCAGACGCCGAGGCGGGCGCAGUACGGCCAGCCGAUGCCGCCGCAGCUGCACACGCCGCAGCAGCCGCAGCAGUCGCCGUACGGCCAGGCGCAGGCGCCGAGGGGCCAGUACCAGCCGUUCGACCCGGCCGCCGCCGCCGCCGCCCAGCAGCAGCAGCAGCACCAGCAGCACCAGCAGGCGCUCGCUCAGCAGGCGGCGCAGCAGCCGUCGCUGUACGGCGCCGCCGCCGGCGGC